Pseudophryne corroboree (corroboree frog) is the source of this 6528-nucleotide messenger RNA. Its product is annotated as interleukin-1 receptor type 1-like. The record is from RefSeq and is a predicted model, not a curated record. Gene Ontology annotation, molecular function: interleukin-1, type I, activating receptor activity. Gene Ontology annotation, biological process: signal transduction. The coding region runs from base 191 to 1852 and encodes 553 amino acids. Lineage: Eukaryota; Metazoa; Chordata; Amphibia; Anura; Myobatrachidae. The transcript has 10 exons.
UUUGACCAUGAAAUUUAAGGGGGCACCCAGUAAUAUUAAAUAGAAAACCAGAGAAAAAUUGUCAGGUUGCAAAAAUUGCUCCUUAGUAAAUCUAGCCCCUAGUAUUAUUUUGUAUGUUUCUGUCUGUUAUAUUGCCCUUAAUUCUACUGUAUCUCCCAAAUUAUUUUUUUUAUCUUUAUAGGUCCAGGAAAUGUUUCCUUCACAACUUAUUUUUAUGCUUCAUAUUUUAACUCUAGCAUAUUUACCACCAUAUAUGGCAGAGCUGUGUGAAGAUUAUGGAGUGGAGCCUUAUACAGAACUUGUUGCGGAAGGCCAGCCAAUUUAUGUUACCUGUCCACUUCUCGACUCAGAAGACAAAACAAGCAAUUUCAGUGUAACCUGGUUAAAAAAUGGCUCACAGACAGCAAUCACCUCAGACAUACAAAUGAGAGUUCACCAGGAUCAAAAUUGCCUUAAGUUUAUCCCUGCAAGGCUGGAUGAUACAGGCUACUACGCAUGUGUGCUCAGAAGUUCGACAUACUGCAAACAGAGUCUCAAAAAAGUAGAAGUGUUUAAAAAUGAUGAUGGACUGUGUUAUAAUAAUGACCAUGUGUACCGUGGCACUUUAAUUUUUGGACGACCACGUAAAAUUGUAUGCCCAGACAUAGACAACUUUGUCAAGAUAAAAUGGUUUAAGGAAUGCCAGCCUUUGGAACUAGACGGUAACAAAUAUUAUGCUAGAAGGAAAUGCUUGCAUAUCAAGUAUGUGACAUUGCUAGAUAAAGGGAAUUACACAUGUGAAGCCACCGUCACAUAUAAUGGUACAGACUAUAUUAUCUCGCGGACCAUUAAACUCUCCAAUGAAGUUAGAUUGUUGCAAAGUGCGCCUGCUAUAAUAAAUCCAAAGAAUAACUUCUUACAAGUGAAAUUAGGAGCUGCUAUUUCACUAACAUGUGAAGUGUUAUUUAGUGGAAACAUUAAAUUGUAUUGGACAGUCGAUGAUUCUGAAAUUCAUACAUAUUCAGACGAUGGCAGAGUGGUAAUGGGAGAAGAGUACAGUAUACUCACUGAUGAUGGAUACCAAGUAGUCAGCAUAAGCUUAAACUUUUCGAAAGUAAAAGAAGAAGACUAUGACAGAAAAUUUUACUGUAAUAUCUAUUCAGAUAUAGGCCAAAAGGCAUUUGUUAUGUUGAAACACCCAGAACCUAAUUUCGAGGGAUUCUUGAUUGCUUUAUUUGUGGCAAUUGUGUCUAUUAUUGUUAUAGCUGUAAUUACCAUCCGGAUUUUUAAAGUUGAAAUUGUUCUUUGGUACCGGAGUUCCUAUUUUGCCCGUACAGAUUAUAAAGAUGGAAAGAUUUAUGAUGCCUACAUCAUGUAUCCAAAAAACUUUAUUGGAACCAGCUGUCAUAAUAUGGACAUAUUUGUAGUUAAAGUGUUGCCUGAAGUGCUUGAGAAACAGUGUGAUUAUCGAUUGUUUAUAAUUGGACGGGAUGAUCUGCCAGGCCAAGCCAUUGCAGACCUUGUGGAUGAGGCGAUCUCCCAAAGCAGAAGGUUGAUUAUUGUCUUAGGAGAGAUGUCAAGUGAGAAAGGCCUUGGUGAUGAUUUUGAACAGAAAAUAGCCAUGUAUGAUGCUCUCAUUCGGAAUAAAAUUAAAGUCAUCUUGAUUGAGCUGGAAAAGAUAACGGAUUACACCUACAUGCCAGAGUCCAUUCAGUACAUCAAACAGAAGCAAGGUGUUGUGCGAUGGAAAGGAGAGUUCACAGAAGAGAGUCUUCACCAUAACACAAGGUUCUGGAAAAAUAUCAGAUACCGGAUGCCUCCAGCCCAGCACCCGUCUGACAGAGAAUUGGACUACAUAGAUUCAGAGGACUAACAUGGGUGUUACCAAACUUAGUUAAAUGCACUGAGAAAAAGUCACACUUGGACCUUGGCUAGAGAUGUUUGGAGGACAGCCAUCUGCAUCAGCACUCCAUAUGAUCACUUGAUUAUUAACCAUAACUAUAACAUGGAUACGUUGGUCAUUGCACUGAUACUUUUGUUCACUACUGUAUGUUGCAAAUAUCACCAUUUCAUUCUUCUUGUUUACAGCCUCACUUAUAGUGUUACUCUUUUGCCUAGUUUUUCCAAUACAAGUGAAAAUCUGUUACUCUCUAAAUAAUAGUUAAUUCUUGCUCUAGACUUUACUUCCAGAUGCAUUCUGGAUUAUUAGGGUUAGUUUGGACAACACAUACUAUCUGUAAGCUAUAGGUAAAUUGCAUUUGGCACACAAAUGAAAGUGACAUUGAUGAGCCGAGAACAUUGUAUAUAAUGUCAGUGCUGCUAUUUUGUGUUCUAAAUUAGUGGAGUCACAGAUUAGUGUAGGUUUUCCACUCCAGUCCUGUGCUGGAGAAUAGUAAAUCUAUGUGUUCACUGCUCACAGCAGCACUGAAAGUACCUCUUUCAAUGGUUGUAGACCAAGUGGAGCUCAGGGCAAAUAUUUCCUUUUCCCCACUAUACAAUUAGUAAACAUAUCUCAUUUUAAGCAUAAUGAUACAUGGUGCAAGGUGUAAUGUGGGUCACUGGUAUCGGACCUCUGUACCUUUGUCUAUUUUGUUUACCCAGGUUGUAUACUUUCGCCUGUAUUUUGCAUCUUAAUUCAAUAAUAGUGUACAAAGUACUUUGGGAUUAGUAUUGUUACUGACCUCUCUACACCCUGCACUACCUCACUGACCCCUCUAUACCAACCACUUGAUCAUGAACCCCACUAUACCUUACAUUACUAUCCAUCUAUACCCUAUACUACAUCACUAUUCCCUCUAUACUAGACCUGUGGUUCUCCAGCUGUUGGAAAACUACCCAUCCCAGCAUGGCCUACCACAAUUUAAGCAUUCCCUUAUAGCAAAACUGUAACAAACCAUGCUGGGAUUUUUAGUUUCACAACAGCUGGAGAGUGACAGGUUGGCCAGGCCUGCUCUAUACCAUUACCUGCCACUACAUUAUGGACCCCUCUAUAUCCUACACUAUAGUACCGACCCCUUUAUACCCACCAUUACAUUAUGGACCACUCUAUAUCCACCACUACAUUUCAGAUACCGUUAUACCCUGCACUAUUGUCCCCUCCAUACCGUACACUACAUUAUGGACCCCUCUAUAUCCUACACUAUAGUACUGACCCCUCUAUACCCAACAUUACAUUAUGGACCCCUCUCUAUCUAUCACUACAUUUUACACACCUUUAUACAAUGCACUAUUGGCCCCUCUAUACCCUACACUACAUUACAGACCCCUCCAUACCCUACCCUACGUACUGAGCCCUCUAUAAGCUUAACUACACUGUAAAACAUCACUAUACUACUGUAACUGCAUUGUCCUCAGCCACUUCUUUUCCCCCACACAUCUCCCUUUUCACCUAGGUACACACAGGCAGGGGCGUAGCGAGGGUGGAACAAGUGGAGCUUGAGCUUCAGGCGCCGCUUGGGACAGAAGGCACCGGCUCUCUGUAACAGAUAGGGAUGGCCAUCGACCAUCGAUUUUUAAAAACCAUUGAUGGUUUAUGACUGGAUGUCAAAUACUUUCACCAUUGAUGGUGGAGAACCAGAUGGUUUCCCGCCAUCGAUGGUUCAGUGCUACAGAAUCUUUUUUCUCCUCAAAGUGUCAAGGCAUGGAGCUUAGCCCCGCCCCCCUGACACCCAUGAGGCCAUGCCCCCAGGCUCUGAUUGGCCCACAUGUCAUUGUACUGUAAUGCAGGGGUGACCAUCGAUGUGUAAAACCAUUGAUGAAUUAUUUUACACCAUCAAGGUUAUCAAUCAAUUGUAUCAUCAAUGGCUACCAUCGAUGGCUAACCCACCGAUGGCCAUCCCUACUUUAUGCUAUUGAGAGUGGAGAGCCAAUGUUUAUUCAACAUCUAUGGUACACAGAGCCUCUCUUUGUUCAUCUAUUUUUCCCACAGUUGCUGGGACCAUCUGUAGGUGAGACCAUUGAUGGUUUUCCCGUAAAUAGUCUUAAACCAGCAAAGCUAACCAACAAAGGUUAACUCACAAGCCUUUAGCUGGCCAUACAUUUUUAUAGAAUCCUAGUGUUGAGCCCUGUCUAUAUUUAUCAGGGAGAUCUUUAUUAUGAUAAAAGUCAACUUUAUGCAGAUUACUGUGAAUAUAAAGUACUUCUGGGUAGUUUAUGCAGAUUAGUGCUCCUUUAUAAAUUCUGGGCUCUGCUUAGGGAUGGCCAUCGACCAUCAAUGAUUCAAAAUCAUUGCUGGUCUAUGACCGAUGUUGAAUACUUUUACCAUUGAUUGGGAGAAUAAGACGGUUUCCCAGUUGGCAGGCAUUUCUUUGUACAGUAAUGCAUUGGUGACCAUUGAUGGGUAAAACCAUUGAUGGUUCCCUUACAGAUGGUUUUAAACCAUUAAGGUUAUCCAUCAAUGGUAACAGAUCUGAGAGCCUGGAUCUUGGUUUAGGAGGAGAUGACUGGAAGAGAGGGAAGGGGUGGCCCCCACACUGCCUGCAUGUUCCAUGUCACUGAUUGCAGUGCAGAGAGUCCAGAGCAGUGUAGUGUGGUGUGUUGUAAGGGAAGAAGAGAGGUUUGGAAGCUUGUUAGAAGAACCUUCCUGGCUGUCAGGCAGAGGCUUCAGAAGGCGGGUGCGGGGGGUGCGGGCCGCACCAAGGUAUCACCCAUGGAAGGGGUGACACCAAGUGCUGGCUCUUCUGCAGUGACAGGAGCCGAGUGCUGCAGUGUGAUAAUCCCCUGUCACAGAAAAGGAGCCGGCACUGCACGCUGCCUAGUCUCCGGGGGCAGCCAGCAUUUCCGAGGAGCUGGAUACACCCCCAAGAGUAAAGAAGAGGAGAUCCGUGAGGCCACGCCCCAUUUAAAUUAGGCCACACACCCCUUUCAUCCGGCGGGGUGAGUGUGGGAAGGGGGGUGUGUGUGUAGUAAUGCAGAGUGCACACCGGGUGUACCCACACCUGGUGACACCUCUGCUGUCAGGUAUCUGCAUUCAGUGAUUUGAAACAUGCAGGCAGUGUGGUGGCUACCCCUUCCCUUUGCUCAGUCCUUUCCUUCUACCCACGGAGGUCAAUCACAUAGAAGCUCCACCUCUCCAGGCUAGAAUGAGGAGCUGCUCUUCUCCUCUUGGUGAAAAUUAAUGUGUGUAUACUGUGUGUAUAUGUGUGUGUGUGUUUAUGUCUGUGUAUACUGUGUGUUUAUGUCUGUGUGUAUAUAUAUAUAUAUAUAUAUAUAUAUGUAUGUAUGUAUGUAUGUAUGUAUGUAUGUGUGUGUGUUUUAAAUGUGAGUGUUUGUGUGUAAAUGUGCAUAUGUGUGUGUUUAUGUGUAUACCUGUAUAAUUCUGUGUAUAUGUGUGUGCUUAUGUAUGUCUGUGUGUAUAUAUCUUUGUAUACAGCAUGUGUGAGUAUAUGUGUGUGUUUAUGUAUGUCUCUGUGUAUAUGUCUGUGUGUUUAUGUAUGUCUGUGUGUAUAUGUGUAUGUGUAUAUUUGUGUGUUUAUGUGUGAAUGUAUAUGUGCAUAUAUCUGUGUAUAUGUGUGUGUGUUUAUGUAUGUCUGUGUGUGUGUAUAUGUGUGUGUGUUUAUGUAUGUCUGUGUGUAUAUGUGUAUAUCUGUGUGUUUGUGUGUAUGUAUAUGUGCAUAUAUCUGUGUAUGUUUAUGUGUGUGAUCUAUAUAUGUAUGUAUGUAUGUAUGUAUGUAUGUAUGUAUGUAUGUGUGGUGGUGUUGGUGGGUGGGGGCGCCGUGACAUGACUCUGCUCCGGGUGUCAUGUCUCCACACUACGCCUCUGUUUACAGGCUACUGCCACUGCUGGCCCCUUCCCAUCUUGCAUUAAAGACCCCCGCACUGUGGAUCCCGAUUUCCUUCAGCUUCAGUUAGAACAGCGGGUCUUAGCAUGUGCACAUUUUGCCAUUGUACUGAUGUCCCUGGUCCAAACACAGCUAUGACUACUGUACACCUUAUUUAUAAACAUGUUGAUGGCCCCUCCGCUGUCUACUUUCUAGUCUGCACAUCACUUCGUCCUCCCAGCUCUCACCUACGUGGCCCCCUCCUGUUCUCAGAUCUCCCAACUCCGAGUAUGCCUGACCAAAGAUUUGUACAUGCUCCCACACUGCUUAAGAAUGAUGGAAGAGAUCUGAAGAGAUACCUCCACACUCUUCCCUAUAGUUCUUUCAUAACAAACAGUUACUAACGUGUUGGCUAUUGGGGACAAGCUCUGUAAAGUUUGAUACUGUAAAUUUGGGCCUAAUUCAGACCUGGAUGUUGCUACAACAGUGGUCGCAGGCUGAUGCCCGGUGAGGUGUGUGCAGGCAUCUCACUUGAUUGACAGGCAGAAGCGGUCACAGGGCGUGUCGACAGCGUUGCAGCUGCUCUUUCGUGCAGGGUUCGAACAACGCAGGCGUGUCUGGACCAUUUGCAGGGCGGGCCGCAGCAGCUGCAUGACUUCAUACCCUCCAACUGUACCUUUUUAAUAGGUACAGUACCUUUUUUUUAUGGUCUGUACCGAUUUUUGGCUCUCCAAACUUCCAUUGAAAGUAUAGGAAAAGGGGCGUGGGCCCCCCCCCCCCCCCUUUACAC